AUGUGCCGGUCGGUGACCAAGGAUCUUCACGAUCACAGCGUGCAGCUGAACCGGUGGUUCCUGAAGCCGAUAGGCGCGUGGCCGCGAGCCGCCGCGACUACGAGCGGCGAGAAGGCCGUGUCGCGAAUUUUGAUAAUCGUCUGCUACUCCCUGAUAGCCUUCACCGUGAUACCGUGCGCGCUGAAUCUUCUCUUCGAGGAGAAGGACACCGAGCUGAAGCUGAGGGGGAUCGGUCCGCUGAGCCACUGGUUCAUGGGCGGGAUGAACUACUGCUUCCUGCUGCUGCGCAGCGCCGACAUACGCCGAUGCGUGCAGCACAUGGAGACGGACUGGCGGAUCAUCCAGCAGUCGCGGGAUCGCGAGAUCAUGGCGAGGAACGCGCGGCUGGGCCGCUUCGUGGCGGGUGUCUGCGCGAUUUGCAUGCACAGCGGCGUGUUUCUGUACAACAUCGUGUCCGGUAUGACGACGGUCGUGGUGUCGGUCGGCGACAAUCGGAGCGUCUCGAUGCUCCAACUACCCUGUCCCUUUUACAACAAGUUAAUAGACAGCAGAUUCAGCCCGGCGAACGAGAUCGUUAUUGUAAUGCAGACCCUGUCGGGUUUCAUAGUGAACUCCACCGUCGUCGGCGCUUGCAGCUUAGCCGCGGUUUUCGCUAUACACGCGUGCGGCCAGCUCGAUAUUUUGAUGUUACGUCUGGACAAGCUCGUCGAAGGUGAUGGCGCGAAGGAUAAUGAAUCGGUCCAGCAGAGGUUGGCCAAUAUUGUGAAUCAUCAUCUACGUGUUUUAAGAUUUAUAUCGCGCAUCGAAGCUGUUAUGCAUCAAAUAUGUCUGGUAGAAUUACUCGGAUGUACGUUUAACUUGUGUAUGCUUGGAUAUUACUCCAUUACGUGGUGGAACAAAAUUGACAAAAAGGGCAUACUGGCGUACAUUAUCGUGUACAUAUCCAUGAGUUUUAAUAUUUUUAUAUUUUGCUACAUAGGUGAAAUUUUGACACAACAGUGUAAAAAGGUCGGUGAAACAGCGUAUAUGAUCGACUGGUAUCGCUUACCUCGUAAGACGGCCCUUGGUUUGAUACUGGUUAUAUCAAGAUCGAGUGCUGUAAUCAAAAUAACUGCUGGAAAAUUGGUUCAACUUUCCGUCGUGACGUUCAGCGACGUUGUCAAAACGUCUCUCGUUUACCUGAAUAUCUUACGAACUGUUACAACAUAA
Messenger RNA from Wasmannia auropunctata (little fire ant), 1209 nucleotides. RefSeq names its product odorant receptor 63a-like. The record is from RefSeq and is a predicted model, not a curated record. NCBI's taxonomy places the organism in Eukaryota, Metazoa, Arthropoda, Insecta, Hymenoptera, Formicidae. Gene Ontology annotation, cellular component: plasma membrane. Bases 1 to 1209 code for a protein of 402 amino acids. Gene Ontology annotation, molecular function: odorant binding; olfactory receptor activity. Gene Ontology annotation, biological process: detection of chemical stimulus involved in sensory perception of smell; sensory perception of smell. The transcript has 5 exons.